AUGAGUACUGCUUCGGGACGUCCUUCAGCUAGCACCCAUGCUGCAGAAGAGAAGCAUGCCGACCAUCAGCAUGUCGAGCAUAUUGCUACUCAUGACCGGAUCUCCGGCCACGAGAACUACUAUGAGAAGAAUGGCUUGAGAACUUACGGUGAUGGGGAGGAUCAUGACCACGAGCCACCCAUGUCGCCACAGCGAAUGAUGUCUUUGAUCGCGAUGUCGUUCAUAUGGACCGGGUCGCAAAUUCCUGUUUACAUCUUUGGGGCCAUUCCUCCGUACAUUUAUGCGGAUAUAGGUGGAGCUGACCGCUGGAUCUGGCUCGUUCUCGCCAAUCUUCUUGCCCUUGCUGGUGUCUGCCCUUUCGUCGGGUCUCUUUCGGAUCUCUUUGGCCGCAGAUAUAUCUGUUUGUUUGGCUCUUUCCUGGUCAUUCUUGGCAUGAUUGUAUUGUCCACCGCGAAAGUAAUGAACACCUUCAUCGCUGGGAUGGCAAUCGCAGGUGUCGGCGCCGGGAUUUCGGAGCUCACAGCUCUUGCUGCCACUUCGGAGCUCGCACCGACAGCCAAAAGAGGCAAAUAUGUGGCUGUCCUGAUCUUCACGAUCCUCCCUUUCUGUCCCUCGGUUCUUUGGGCACAGUUGAUUGCCGAGCACGCCGGAUGGCGCUACUGCGGGCUUCUCUGUGGGGUGUGGACCGCCAUUGGGUUCUUCAUGGUGCUCUUUUUCUACUUCCCACCCCCAAGAGUCAACUCGAUGGGCCUCUCAAGAAGAGAGAUCAUUUCGCGAAUUGAUUUCAUAGGGGGUUUCCUGAGUCUCUCGGGGAUGAUUCUGUUCAUGGCAGGCAUGCAAUGGGGUGGCUAUCAGUAUGACUGGGACUCCGCUCACGUACUAGCACCCCUGAUUCUUGGGCUCUUAUUUCUGGUAGCUUUUGUCCUCUGGGAAAUCUACGGUACUAAACAUCCUAUGUUUCCCUCCCGCUUGAAGCAGGCACCGCGGAUUCUGGCUCUCACAUUGGUCAUUACCUUUAUUUCGGGCGCCAAUUUCUUCAGCAUUAUCAUGUUCUGGCCGACUCAGGCCUUUAAUGUAUACGGCCAUGAUCCAGUCGAGGUGGGUAUCCGCGGUAUCCCAGUUGGAUUCUCGAUCCUUGCCGGGGCUGUGAUUGUGCUGUGGUGUUUGUCGGUUCUUAGAGGAGGGAAUAGAGAGUUGAUCAUAAUCAGCUCGGUCAUGAUGACAGCUGGGUGUGGAGCACUCGCCUGUGCCGACCGUUUCAAUCUUCACCAGCUCUGGGGCAUUCUGGUGCUGGCUGGACUCGGCAUUGGAGGCAUCGUCGUGCCCGCCUCAAUCAUAACAACGAUCAUCUGUCCCGACGAUCUGAUCGCAACUGUUACAGCAUUGACUCUCGCCAUCCGGGUGAUCGGCGGUUCGAUCGGAUAUUGCGUCUACUACAACGUGUUCAUCAGCAAAUUCGUUCCGAAUGCCACACACUACAUCGGUGGGACCAUGGCCCUCAAACUCGGCAUCACGAACCUCACCGAUAUCAAGCGCGCAAUCGAAUACACCGGAGCGUCCCUCCUUCCGCUCCUGCACACGAUUCCCGGCAUAGGCAUGAACGAGACGAGGUACGAGAUGGUGGUCCUGGCAGGUCAGAUUGCUUUCGCCGAGAGCUACAAGUAUGUGUACUAUACGAGCAUCGCGUUUGGAGCUGUGAGUAUUGUGACAGCGUGCUUUCUGGGUGACAUCUCUCCGUACAUGGACGAUCAUGUAGCGGUUAUCAUGCACUGA
Drepanopeziza brunnea f. sp. 'multigermtubi' MB_m1 is the source of this 1773-nucleotide messenger RNA. RefSeq lists its product as uncharacterized. Gene Ontology annotation, cellular component: plasma membrane. Gene Ontology annotation, molecular function: transmembrane transporter activity. Gene Ontology annotation, biological process: transmembrane transport. Lineage: Eukaryota; Fungi; Ascomycota; Leotiomycetes; Helotiales; Drepanopezizaceae. The record is from RefSeq and is a predicted model, not a curated record.